AUGCAAAAACGGCGAAAAAGUUCUAGCAAGAAAAAAUCGGUCAGUGAAGAUGCUGACGAGCAAACCACCGAGGUUUACUGUGUCUGUAGGUCAUCGGAUAUUGAAAGGUUUAUGAUAGCCUGUGACCAAUGCGAAGAGUGGUAUCACGGUGACUGUAUUAAUGUCACUCCAAAGCAAGCAGAACAAAUAAAAACUUACUUCUGUCCUCAAUGUCGAUGUAAAAAUCCUUCACUAGAAAUUGAGUAUAAGAACACCAGGAGUCAGCGUCCGAAACAAAACCGUCAGAACUCGAGCCCUAAUAAUAGUUUUGGCAGCUCUGGAGAGCUACCUUCCCCGACCAAAUUUGUUAGGGGUAAACGCGGUUCCCCAGAUGCCUUAGUAUCUAGUUCAGAAAUUACCGAUCGCAAAACCUUAGAAGAGCGCUCAUCACAAUCGUCAGGCAGGGAUUUGCGAAAAUCUAGUUCGUCUAGUGUAAACGCAGCUAGUACAACGAAUUCACCUGCUGUAUCAGAGUCACUUCAUCCUGGUCAUUAUAAUCGUGGUUACUGGUCACGUGAAGACCAAUCUACACUUGACGAAGAUGAUGUAGUUCCUCGAGCAGUUUCAUCUAAGAAGGUAUCUGUGUCUCCUCGUCCACGUCCCUGUGGCAAGUGUGCCGGAUGUACCUUACAAGAAGACUGUGGACAGUGUGAGUACUGUCGGGACAGACGAAAAUUCGGUGGGCCAAAUAAAAUGCGUCAAAAAUGUAGGCUACGACAAUGUGUUGGUGCCAGUUCGUCUCUUAGUAGAGAUCCGUCAGAUUCUUCACCAAGUGUUGGUGCUAGACGCCGUAAGCAACAAACUGUUCAAUCUACUCCUGUGGAUGCAUCCCCUCAUAUGCAGUCGUAUACUGAUUUUGAUGAUGAACAGUUUGAAGUCCCCCUGGAUUUCUCCCCAAGACCAUAUUCAGAAACUGUCCCACAAUCAUUUCUACCACAGCAUUCAACAAGUUCAGUCCCUAUGGGUAGCAAAAUGCGUAGGGGUGACCAUCGUAUUCCAGCCGUUCCCAGUGAGAUUGACGGGAUUACUUCACGGCAUUUUGGACGGUUCAGUCAUGAUGGUUCUCAACCUCAUCCGCGUAACAAAGUGCCCGUACCAGGUAUUUAUCCCAUCGGUGCUGAUGAGCACAUAGAUUUUGUCGAUGAUGAGUAUGAUGAUAUUGUACUCCCUGAAAUGGCACAUUGUGCUGGUCCUGCAUGUAUAAUGGCAGCUAUUCCUGGCGAAAAGUACUGCUCUGAAUCCUGUAGACUUAAGCAUAUCAGUUCCCGUGGCAGCAUUCGUCCAGGUGUUACAAAUUCUCGUUCUGGAAUGAAUAGUCUUGCCUCUCGUGAAGUUAAUGCCAUUCCGUAUUUACUACCCUAUCCAGAUCAUAUGUACUGCAAACAUCAUCGUUUUCAAAGCUGGCAUAACAAUGCUUCUCCAUCCUAUCGAUCCAGCAAUCAUCCACAGCCUUUUGAUCCAUUCACUAUUGAUCAAGCCUAUAUUACUGCUGAUAACUUCCGUCAAUCACGUGGUCAUCCUAUGUAUAGAUGUACUCAAGGCCCACCAAUUCCUCGAAUAGCAUCACAACGACACCCUAAUUCUCAUCCAAUUUUAAUUAAUUCUAACAAUCGAUUGAAUAGCUUGGAUGAUCAAAGUCAUGCUAUGAUAUGUGAUGUGAAUGAUACAACUGCAUUUAUCGACUCUAUGACUUCAAUAGUUCGUAGAAAUAAUAAUAAUAAUAAUCAUACAUUUGGUGAAGAUCUUUGCAUCGAUCUACCAUCUACUCAUCCUUCAUCUACUGGAACGCAUUUAUCCUCAUCACCAAAUUUCUCUGGUGUUAAUUCAUGUUAUACUGGAUCACAUCGUGGUGAUAAUAUUCGAUCAGUUGUUGAUUUUCACACUGUAGUAGAUGGUGAUCCAUCAUCCGGUUUACCAGGUGAUGUAGACGACGACGACGGUGAUGAUGACGGUGACGGUGAUCGUGAUGGUGAAGAUGAGGACGAUGAUGAGGCGGCAGCGGCGGCUAAUGUUGAUCAUCAUCAAAUAAUUACUGAUGUUAGUGGUCAUCCUGUUUACGGUUAUUAUAUGAUUGGUUAUAGUAAUGAAACGAAUGGGCAUAGUAGUUCACGUGUCCCCUUGACUCCUACUACAGCUUCUGUGUUAAACGAUCGUCGUAUGCCCACGGGUUCUUUACGUGCUAAUAUGCAUCAUAGUCGAACGUUGAAUCAUAGAAUGGUGACACAACAACAACACCAACACCAGCAUAGUAAUGGUGAAUCAAUAAUGACAACAGCAACCACUACAAACGGUGGUCUACCUUCUGGUUAUACUAUUUCUAAUCGUGGUGUUGUUGGUGCUGGUAAUCUUAACCUACGACAUCCUAAUAUGAAUAUUCUUCCUGGGACAAUAAUGAAUCCAGAUGAUAAUUGUUGUUUAAGUCCAUCAGAAUCUACACAAAUGAAUGAUAUGAAUGCCAUCGGUUCAUCUGCCGUAACAAAUUCUAAUGUUGUAAUGCCAAAUUCUGUCCCAGCUUAUAUUCCCGGUCCUGAUGAAUUUUAUACAAUCAAUGAUUCUGACGAUUUAGAAAUUAAUUGGCCACAAGAAACAGUUGCUGGAGUUAAUGGUUAA
Messenger RNA from Trichobilharzia regenti, 2649 nucleotides. The record is from the annotation of a GenBank genome assembly. Lineage: Eukaryota; Metazoa; Platyhelminthes; Trematoda; Strigeidida; Schistosomatidae.